ACUUUGCUCUUCAAAUUCCUCUUCGUGCUGUCUAGACGACCUCUACCUACGUUCGAUUGUCGUCCUCGAUACUCUCACGCUCUUUGACAAUUCGCACAGUCCUCUAGCUGGUCUAGAGUUGCUCACUAUUAGCACAACCAUUCGAUUCCCACCCCUUUGCAAUUAUCAAUUUCCAUUCGCAUCGGUACGAUGGGCUCCUUUCUGAUAUCCAUCGCGGUGGUGGCGCUCACAUUUGUUGCCUUGAGCAACGCUCAUCUCAAACUCAUGCGACCGGUUCCGUACGGCAUCGACACCCUCAAUAAGUCACCACUGCAGAAUGUCGCGCCGGGGGCAUCUGGCUCGGACUUUCCUUGCAAGCUUCGGAAGGGUGUCUAUGACAUUGUUGUGAUGAACAACUUCACCGUUGGCAAACGUCAAGAGCUAUCCUUCAUCGGCUCUGUCUCACACGGUGGAGGGACAUGUCAACUCACGAUUACCAAAGACAAGGAGCCGGAUGCCACAUCUCUAUUCAAGGUCUUCCAGGUCUUCGAAGGUGGCUGUCCGGUGAACUCGAAUGGCAAUACCGGCACCCACCCGUUCACAUUCGUCUUGCCAAAAGGCAUGCCCAACGGUGUGAUGACAUUCGCGUGGAUCUGGUACAAUCGGGUUGGAGAUCGGGAGAUCUACAUGAAUUGCUGCCCCGUCACAGUCACAGGAGGAUCGGAUGACGACAGUUACUUCAACUCUCUGCCAAAUGCGUACAUUAUCAAUCUUCCGACGACGGAAUGUGAGACUUCCUACCAAGGAGAGAGCAACGCCGUUAAAAUACCGCAUCCCGGCCAAUUCAUCCUAACGUCUUUCGAGGGGCAACAAAUGCACGCAGCCACUGGGCCGAACUGCACUCAGAAAGCUGAGGUCCAACUUGACGGUGUAGUCGGUUAUCAAAGCAGCAUUAUCACGGACAAUGGCGCAGCAUACACCGGGCUUCCUGGCAACCUGCCUUUCGUACCACAUGGCAGCAGUGGUGCUGUUCGUUCUGUUGCUGCGACUGCUGCGCCAAAUGGUCAGCCAGCUGACUCUCAUGCGCCGGGUGCAGCAAGAGCAGGGUCUGCCAAAGCUGGUUCGCCUUCAGGUGCUAAAGGUGCAUCUGGCAAUCCUUCGCCUCACAGCGGUAUCCCCACAGCACCUCCUGCUUCCUCAAACUCCUCGCAAGCGCUUUCCUCCGCUGCUACGCCGGCGCUUACGUUUCAAACCCUGACAGCCACCAGCAACGCCGGUGUGGCGUCAUCCAACGGAAGCGUGCCCACGCCAAUAUUGGGCGGGUCGAGUGCGGCAGACCCAUCGAACAUUCGAAGCCCUACUGCCAUGCCUUCUGGAGGCUCUUGCUCCAGUUCGAGUGCCGCAAUGACCUGUUCCGCGGAUGGCACGAGAUUUGGGGUCUGCGUGGGAGGGAAGAUGGUGUGGCGAGCGGUCGCCCCUGGCACGACCUGCAAGAAUAGCCAGAUCGCGAGGAGAGACGGUCUUAGGAGUCCUCAUUUCCCUCGAAAGCCGCGUCGAGACUAUAUUGUAUGAAGAAGAGGCAUUCACGCGGUGUGAGGAGCCUCGCCCCAAGUCACCGCUUACUAACGCUUCAACUUCGAGGGUCCCCUUCACAUUUCCUCCAUACCUUACUUUCCGCUGUCGUAC
Molecule: messenger RNA, 1665 nt
Organism: Neohortaea acidophila
Lineage: Eukaryota; Fungi; Ascomycota; Dothideomycetes; Mycosphaerellales; Teratosphaeriaceae
Exons: 1
Coding region: 190-1551 (453 amino acids)
Source: RefSeq, a predicted model, not a curated record